AUGGCGCCCGACGAGCUCCGCGUCUCCCUCGACGACCUCCGGUCAGCAGCCGACACCACCUUCCAGAACGCGUCUGCCGCCUCCCUGCCCGCAUUGACUACCUCGUCUUUGAAGGUGCUACGUUCGAGAAGUCGACCCUCGACAGCCUGGAGAUGGUUAGUCGCUGUUGGCGGCAACGCGGACGUGAAUGCUGUCGAUGCGUUGGCCGAGGUUGGUUGCGAGGUGAAGACCACUAGGGACCGGGAAAUCGUUUCCCUCGGCGCCGGCCUGGACGACGUACGUGCGCGGCGCAUACACCGUCGCAUCAAGCGAGAAGAUAAAUUUGACGGCCUCUGCUUGCCGUUCGGAGACGCGCCCCGCUAG
Molecule: messenger RNA, 363 nt
Organism: Diplodia corticola
Lineage: Eukaryota; Fungi; Ascomycota; Dothideomycetes; Botryosphaeriales; Botryosphaeriaceae
Exons: 2
Coding region: 1-363 (120 amino acids)
Source: RefSeq, a predicted model, not a curated record